Ramularia collo-cygni is the source of this 315-nucleotide messenger RNA. RefSeq lists its product as uncharacterized. The transcript is spliced from 2 exons. NCBI's taxonomy places the organism in Eukaryota, Fungi, Ascomycota, Dothideomycetes, Mycosphaerellales, Mycosphaerellaceae. The record is from RefSeq and is a predicted model, not a curated record. The coding region runs from base 1 to 315 and encodes 104 amino acids. Gene Ontology annotation, cellular component: membrane.
AUGAGCUCUGCUACCAUCAUACAAAUCAUCUUGGCAAUCUUAUUGCCCCCCGUGGCCGUGUUCACCACCGACGGCUGUGGAGCCCAGCUCAUCAUCAACGUGGUACUCUUCGCCUGUUUCAUCUUCCCGGCUGUGAUCCAUGCACUCUAUCUGGUCUGGGUCGACAAAAAGCACAAAGAGCGAGUGUACGUGGUAGAGUACGAUGUGAGGUCGGACGGAAGUGGGGAUCGUCGGGGUAGUCAGGACAGUCGGUUCAGUCGAGGCAGUCGUGGAAGUCGGCGUGGUCGUGAUAGAAGGGAGGUUCAUUUUGAAUGA